This is a messenger RNA of Cephus cinctus (wheat stem sawfly), 1219 nucleotides long. It is a transcript of the gene Vha13, whose product is annotated as V-type proton ATPase subunit G. The record is from RefSeq and is a predicted model, not a curated record. Gene Ontology annotation, molecular function: proton-transporting ATPase activity, rotational mechanism. Gene Ontology annotation, cellular component: vacuolar proton-transporting V-type ATPase complex. NCBI's taxonomy places the organism in Eukaryota, Metazoa, Arthropoda, Insecta, Hymenoptera, Cephidae. The transcript has 4 exons. Gene Ontology annotation, biological process: proton transmembrane transport. The coding region runs from base 73 to 426 and encodes 117 amino acids.
GAAAGCUUACCAGUCAUAUGAUCGAUUUGUGAUUCCUGUCGCAAAUCGUCGUUCUCUACGUUCGUCGUAAAGAUGGCCAGCCAGACGCAGGGAAUUCAACAGCUCCUGGCAGCGGAAAAGCGAGCCGCCGAGAAGGUUUCGGACGCCAGAAAACGUAAAGCCCGUAGGCUGAAACAAGCAAAGGAAGAAGCUCAAGACGAGAUUGAAAAGUACAGGCAGGAGCGUGAGAAGCAAUUCCGUGAAUUUGAAGCCAAGCAUAUGGGUUCAAAAGAGGAUGUAGCUGCACGUAUCGAUGCUGAUACUCGAGUUAAGAUCGAAGAAAUGAAUCGAGCUGUGGCUGUACACAAAGAUCCUGUCAUGCUUAAGAUCUUGGAGUUGGUCUACGACAUUAAGCCGGAGUUACACAAGAACUAUCGUGAAGCUUAAACCACAAAAUGAGCCUCCCUGCAUACGAUAAUUAUAAAUACUAUAUUAUAUGAUAUACAUGUACAUUAAAUAUUAUCUUCCUAUAUAUAUAUAUCAUACCUUGCAAUGUAUGUAUCUAUCGUCGUUCUAAUGUAUUUAAUUCAAAAGGAUAGUAUACUGUUUAGCUUUAGACGGUGAUACUCAAACUCCUAGAAACAUCUCCGCUGUUGCACGCAGUGACCUUUCAUCCACCAGUCGACACGACAAUAAAUGUAAUCGUAAUCUAUAUGUUAUCACCGCAUCCGCUAUCAUCGCGAUGGAUAGUUUGAGCAUUGCUAUAGUUGUACCGUAAAAAAAAAAGAUUAUAUUUAACGGAAACGCCGCGUCCUGGUGCGCAAAGGCCUAGUACGCACUAGGACGCUGCAUAGUCGCUAAGAUAUAUAUUGAAAAUGAUUCUAGGGUGGUGGCUAUGAAUUGUAUAUUGUUAGACGUAUCUUAGUAGGUGUCAUUCCAUGUUUCUGUAACGCCGAGGAUUAUACAAAUCUUUUCACAUUAAUUAGUACAGCCUCUCGCGGUUCACGGUGCCAGCUCCCGGUAAUUCGAGGACCACUAGACGAUGUACGAUACCUUUUGCCUUUGAUUUGCCGCUGUUCGAACCUCUUAAAACUUUGUUAUGUAAGAAAUUCGAUAGCCCUACCUCAAGCGUACACCUUACCUCUGUAAGUUGUCUGGCUGUCUGUACAGUAUUAGUGUUCGAAAUAAAACUGAAAAAAACAUGGUAAAAUGUCCAGAAAAAAAUGGGAAUUCACGAUAA